Drosophila busckii is the source of this 2761-nucleotide messenger RNA. It is a transcript of the gene cup, whose product is annotated as protein cup. Gene Ontology annotation, cellular component: nucleus; cytoplasm. The record is from RefSeq and is a predicted model, not a curated record. The transcript has 4 exons. Bases 78 to 2687 code for a protein of 869 amino acids. Lineage: Eukaryota; Metazoa; Arthropoda; Insecta; Diptera; Drosophilidae. Gene Ontology annotation, molecular function: mRNA binding. Gene Ontology annotation, biological process: negative regulation of translation.
CGCAACCGAAAUUUAUAUAUCUUUUAAUUGUUAUUAUAUUAAACAAAAUCAAACAAAAAACACUUUUGUAGAACACCAUGCUUGUGUUGGAAGAGUUCCAAUCGGAAAUGCUGUCUACGUCCCAGGAGCUAAUGCUGCAUCCCAAGUGCAAUAAGCCAAUGGUUAUACGCAAGCUGGAGCGAUUGAUAAAGGUGGAUACCAAUACUAGGCUCAGUCGGGACGCUAUACCCAUGCCACCAAUUCGGGCAAAUAACAACCAACAUGAAGAUGAGCCACAGGACCGCAUGUCCUUGCAGGUGUUGUCAGCACGCGCUUCCACGCCUUAUACACAGCCCUCUAGUCAACUCUCCUGCUCUGAGCUGCAGCUGAGCCCAACACCAGCAGCCAAGGCAGCUGCGCGUACAAACAUGUCCGCUCCAUUGCCGCCUACUGGACACAAGCGUAGCGUAUCCAUUGGCGCCGCACCAUUUCCACCAGCAACAAAAACUCAACCUAAUCAACGCCAGGCCAAACCGCGGACUUCCCUGCCCAUUCUGCCUUUGACGGCUGCGCCGCAUAAUUAUACUCGUGAGCAUUUGCUUGACAUACGUCAUAGCAUGAUGCAAUCGCUGCUGCAUCGCUCCAAGGAAUCGCUCAGCUUCAGCAUGCCACGCAUUGCCACCUGCGAUGACAUUGAGCUGGAGGCACGUCUACGCCGUAUGAAUCUCUGGCGCGGCAUGGAAUCUGGCCAGGCACCAAUUACACGCAGCUUUAAGCCGCGGACCAACUCCAACAAUAGCAACAAUGAGUGUAUGCCUGCUUUCUACAAGAACAAAAACAAACAGCUCUUAACUGAUGAGUCCAUUAUACAAAGCCAGCCUCCUCAGCAGCAACAGGAAUUCCAGGAUCCAGCAAUUGCUAACCAAAGACGCAUUGGCAGCGGCCGUUUGUCACAUACCAAAUGGACUUCUUACAACAAUGACUAUAAACCCAUGUCCAACUAUAACAAUCAUCAGUCCAACUCGCAUAUGGAAGAAUUAAAGCAUAAUAAUAACAACAACAAUAACAAGAAGUAUUUUGAUAAUGGUGAUAAAUUAAACACACGCCCCAAUACGCCCAAUAAUCGCUCUGAGAGCGAGAGCGUGAAGUCAAAUGAAUCGCUUGAGGACUUGAAUCGCGCCAAUGAGAAUUAUGUGAAGCGUGUUAUGUCUGGUUUCUUGGUUGUAUCAAAGCCCAAGUCCAGAGAUGCAGAGGAGCGUCAUCAUCAGCGUCGCUAUAGAAAUCAAAAUGAGGAACCAGAAUGGUUUAGUUGUGGACCAACAUCUAGGCUGGAUACCAUUGAGCUAUGUGGCUUUGAUGAGGCUGAGGAGAAGAUGCUCAAGGAGAAGCAUGCUGAGAAGGAGCUGAAAGAGCGAGAGCCAAUAAUGCAUAAGAACAAGCAGCAACACGAGCAUAAAUUUAAAUGGCAUCAGGCUGGCAACAACAAGUCUAUGUCCAUGCAGGAUAACAACAACAACAAUCAUAAUACAGAAAAUAUGAAUAAAAUGCAUGCCACAGAGCAGAAGGAUGAAAAGCGUCGCAUCGCUUAUCAACAGCAACAACAACACAAUAAACAUUUAAUGGAGCAGCAGCAGCAACAGCAACAACAAGCUAACAACCAUAGCAACAAUAACUCCAAGUUUAUGUCUUUCUUUGAUGGCGAACGCGCGGAUAAGAACGGCUCAAGCUCCUCUCUAAAUGAUUUCUUCAAGCAGGCUUUAAACAAAAACAAUAACCACGCUAAUGCAAACUUGGAGCAACCCAAAAGCUUGGGCGCUAUUAAUCAAAUGCCGUCGGUGGAUCAAUUGGAAGCCAAAUGGCGUCGCAAUUCGCUGCAUAACAUUAAUGAAGUUACUGCAAAUGUUAACAAUAAGCAAGUUGAUAAUUUCCAAAAAUUGAUUGGCGCACUUAAUGCAGCUCAGAGCAAGGCACCAGCAGCAGCAGCUGCAGCGCCACAAAUGCCGCCGCCAACGCUGCCAAAUGAUGCGCUAUCCAAUUUUAUUUUGCAACAACAACAAUAUCAGCAGCAGCAACAAAAGCAACACGUGCUGCUGCAGCAGCAACAACAGCAAACUGCCUUCUUGGCCAGCUUGCAAUUGAAGGCUAUACUAGGACGUGCGGAUACACAGCUCUUGCUGCUGCGUUUGACCAAGGGUGAGAUUUCAAAGCAUGGGUUGCUUGUACAAUUGGCUAAUCCACGCAUAAGCAACAUGGAUCGUGAGGCUAUAACAGCUGUGCUGCAGUUUACCAAUACACAACAGCAGCAGCAACAACAUCAGCAACAGUUGGAGCUGCUGUCCAGCACUGUGAUUGCCAAUCAGCUGCAGAAUCUACAGAACUUGGCCAUAGUGCAGCAAACUUUAGCUGCACGCCAGCAACAGCAGCAGCAGCAACAACAACAACAGCAGCAGCAACAACAACAACCAAUGCAGUUGUCUCAACAAGAUUUGCAUGCACAUGCUAAUCUUAUAAUGCGCAAUGCUGUCAUGAAACGCAAAAUGGAGGAAACACACAAGUUGCUCAAGCAACAGCAGCACCCACAACAACAGCAACAGCAGCAACAAUCUCAGCAGCAGCAACAGGCACGUCCUCAGCUACCAGGCGGCAUGUAUGCAGCAACACGUCAGAAUGCUAUGCUUAAUGCACUUAUUACCGAUGAGCUUCAUUAAACAAUUUGCCUCGACCACUGUGGGCUUGAUGGCCAUUGGCAUUGGCUCCACGGCUGUCAUAUAUUGCACCAAUC